CGGUGAUCCACGAAACCCCGCCCACCUGCAUCUAAGCAUGAGCAGAAAUAUAAGGCUGGCCGUCACAGGCCACUAUCAGCACAGUGUUUAGUGUGUUUCGGAGGUCAACAUGGGAAAAUAAGGUUAAAAUACAAUACUAGAUAGCGUCUUGUUGGUUGUUAAUAGAUUCACUUUGUGGCGUUGUCUGUGUGUUUGAACCGGAAGCAGUUAUCGGAUGUCGUCAUGGGAAGCAAAGUGAGUGGCAAGAUGGCAGCUGCCAGUCGGGUCGUGCAGGUUGUGCGACCUCAUGCACCUUUAAUUAAAUUUCCAGAUCGGAAGGGCAUCCCUAGGCCAAAUGUACAAGAGGCACUGAAGGUGCUUGCAGCCAGUCUCCCACAGAUCUCCCCAUCAGCAUCAGUAUCACCUCCACCCAGACCACCGGGACCUGUGAGCCGACUGCCUGGCACCCCUGACAGCAUUGAUGUAGUUAGAGAUCUCCCUCACAAAUAUCGCAGAAGAACCCUUGCGUUAGAUGAAAUGGACUACAUCCAGCGUGGUGGGCCAGAGUGACUGUUGUCUGGUCCGGUUCAUUCUAUCAGAUUCUGUUUAUCAAAAUCAGUUGCCUGACUUUUUUUUUUUUCAGUAUAAGAUGAGUUGAUAAUAUGUUAUACAGAAAACCAAACUUAUUCAAUUACAGUUUUAUUGUACAUACAUAUGAUUUGACAGCUGUAAAGUCUGUGCUUGGUUGUUUCAUUAUUUAGGUGCUCUGUAUUUACAUUAAAAUGCGCACCUCUAAUGACCAUCAUGAACAGAGUUUAUGAAUUUCCUCGUCCAUUGCAUUAUUUGUUCUGGAUUCAGAGAAAGGCACUGAUCUGAGUGGCAGCCACUGAUCUAUAAUAGAGAACAUAUGAAGAUCAGUGGUGCCAGCAUAUUCUACCAGUCUAAAAAAAAUGGAUCACUAAGUAUUGUGAAACUGAACAAUUAAAAUAUUUACAAGUUUUUGAAA
This is a messenger RNA of Cyprinus carpio (common carp), 985 nucleotides long. RefSeq names its product alpha-ketoglutarate dehydrogenase subunit 4 (gene kgd4). The record is from RefSeq and is a predicted model, not a curated record. Lineage: Eukaryota; Metazoa; Chordata; Actinopteri; Cypriniformes; Cyprinidae. Gene Ontology annotation, biological process: 2-oxoglutarate metabolic process.